Molecule: messenger RNA, 1985 nt
Organism: Uranotaenia lowii
Lineage: Eukaryota; Metazoa; Arthropoda; Insecta; Diptera; Culicidae
Gene: CCT3
Product: T-complex protein 1 subunit gamma
Exons: 3
Coding region: 123-1763 (546 amino acids)
Biological process (GO): protein folding
Cellular component (GO): chaperonin-containing T-complex
Molecular function (GO): ATP binding; ATP-dependent protein folding chaperone; ATP hydrolysis activity
Source: RefSeq, a predicted model, not a curated record
AUCUUGACAGCCAGCCCAACGUGAGCGAGAGUCCCGUUCUGAUUUCUCGUUGUUUCGACGGAAAAAAGUUUCAAACGUGAUCAGCUCGGUUUUCGGCAAGCGGUGAUAAUUUCAAACACAAAAUGUACGGUCCACAGCAGCCGAUCUUGGUUCUCAGUCAGAACACAAAGCGAGAGAGCGGCCGAAAGGUGCAGCUGGAGAACAUCAAUGCCGGCAAGACCAUCGCCGAUCUGAUCCGAACAUGUUUGGGACCUCAGGCAAUGUUGAAAAUGUUGAUGGAUCCGAUGGGUGGAAUCGUGAUGACCAACGAUGGAAACGCUAUCCUGCGAGAAAUCACCGUUCAGCAUCCGGCUGCCAAGAGCAUGAUUGAAAUUGCCCGCACCCAAGACGAGGAGGUGGGAGAUGGCACUACUUCGGUCAUUGUUCUGGCUGGCGAGAUGUUGGCCGUUGCCGAGCAGUUUCUGCAGCAGCAGAUUCAUCCAACGGUCAUCAUUCGGGCCUACCGAGAGGCGCUCGAGGACAUGAUCAAACUGUUGCAGGAAGAUGUCAGCGUUCCUCUGGAUAAAGCCGACAAAGCCAAGCUGGCCGAAGUUGUCAAAUCCUGCGUGGGAACGAAAUUCAUCGGUCGUUGGUCUGAUUUAGCCGUCAAGAUAGCUUUGGAUGCAGUCGAAACGGUCAUGUUGACAGAAAAUGGUCGUACCGAAAUUGAUAUCAAGAAGUACGCUAAGGUGGAAAAAAUUCCCGGAGGUUCCAUCGAUGAUUCAUGCGUGCUACGUGGAGUCAUGUUGAACAAGGACGUCACUCAUCCGAAAAUGAGACGUUACAUCGAAAAACCACGUAUCGUUCUGCUGGAUUGUCCAUUGGAGUACAAAAAGGGCGAAAGCCAAACGAAUGUGGAAAUCGUUGGAGACCAAGACUUCACCAAACUGUUGCAAAUCGAAGAGGAACAUGUGGCUAAGGUUUGUGCAGAUAUCAUUGCCGUCAAGCCGGAUGUUGUGUUCACCGAGAAAGGAGUUUCUGAUUUGGCUCAGCACUUUUUGUUGAAGGCAGGAAUCACUGCCAUUCGCCGUCUUCGUAAAACUGAUAACAAUCGCAUUGCACGAGCCUGCGGAGCUACAAUUGUUAACCGCACAGAGGAACUUUCCGAAAAAGAUGUCGGUACUGGUGCAGGAUUGUUUGAAAUCAAGAAACUUGGGGAUGAGUAUUUCUGCUUCGUCACAGAAUGUGCCGACCCGAAAGCUUGCACAAUUCUGCUUCGGGGAGCCUCCAAGGAUGUGCUUAAUGAGACCGAACGUAAUCUCCAGGAUGCCCUACAUGUUGCUCGUAAUUUGAUGUUGGAACCUCGUUUGCUGCCAGGAGGAGGCGCUGUCGAAAUGGCCAUUUCUCAAGCUCUCACAAACAAACAAAUUCAGGGUCCGUACCGUGCUGUUGCUCAGGCUCUAGAGAUUAUUCCACGUACGUUGGCUCAAAACUGCGGAGCUAAUACCAUCCGAACGCUAACUGCUCUUCGGGCUAAGCAUGCUUCUCACCCGGCCGGAUCCGGUCCUUGCACCUGGGGAAUCGAUGGCGAAUCUGGACAAAUAGUUGACAUGAAAGAAAAAGGCAUUUGGGAGCCGCUGUCCGUAAAGCUGCAGGUUUACAAAACAGCCGUAGAAACCGCGAUUCUUUUGCUGCGCAUCGACGACAUUGUGUCCGGUUCGAAAAAGAAGAACGACGACGGAACGGGCGCAACACCGGCGCAGGCCGCCCAGGGAAUGGAAUAAUUCUCUGCUACAAGUUUUUCGUAUUAGUUUACUGAGUUCACUUUUAUCACAUAUUCCUUUCAAUAACCACCAAAAAGCAUUCAACUUUAAUCCACUCAACACUCACCCAGUUUGCUAACAUUAAAACCUUCACGAUUUUUUUUCGGUGAUGCCUGAAAAUCAUUUAACAAUAAUGUUACUCAACGAAAGCGCGAUUGCAUAAAGAAGCUUCGUAAUAAUGAA